GAAAGAGAAGCUAACAACCAAGAAAGUAAGAAACAAACAGCCAAUUCGAGAUUCAUCCCGUCCCCCAUCACCAACCCCGACUCAACAAAAUUCCCCCUCUUACCUUUGCUCCCCACCCCCAUCCCACACCACCCUCUUCCAUCCUCACUCUCACUCCGCAAUUCAGGCAAGGGAAGGAAAUUGCCGGAGAAAGCACGCACCACCAAUCUCUCUCAAAAGAGGAGAGGAGAGGCAAUCCAAUCCCAUUCCCUUCCCUUCCCUUCCCUUCCCAGCAGGAGCACGACAAGCUGGACAAUGGGGGCUAGGAGCAGAGGAGGCACAUGCAGCUCGCUCCUCCUUUCGCUCCACCUUCUCUGCUGCCUCCAUUCAUGUUUGCGCUGCUCGGUGUCGGCGGCAGGCUCCGGCGACCCGUACGUCGGCGUCACGAUCGGCACGGCGGUGACCAACCUGCUGUCCCCGUCGGACCUCGCCGCGUUCCUCCGCGCGCAGCGCAUCACCCACGUGCGCCUCUACGACGCCGACCCACGCCUGCUCUCCGCGCUCGCGUCCUCCGGCGCCAGCGCCAUCGUCGGAGUCCCCAACGACGAGCUCCUCGCGCUCGGCUCCUCCCCGGCCACCGCCUCCGCCUGGGUCGCCCGCCGGGUGCUCCCCUACGCCCCGGGCCUCAUCUCCGCCAUCGCCGUCGGCGACGAGGUCCCCACCGCCCUGCCCUCCGCGCUCCCCGUCCUCCUCCCCGCCAUCCAGUCCCUCGCCGCCGCGCUCGCUGCCGCCAACCUCUCGUCCAUCCCCGUCUCCACCCCGCUCCCUUUCUCCAUCGUCCUCGAGCCCUUCCCCCCGUCCCAGGCCUACUUCAACCAGUCCCUCGCCAAAUCCUUCCUCCUCCCGCUCCUCUCCCACCUCGCCAACACCUCCGCGCCGCUCAUGCUCAACCUCUACCCCUACUACUCGCUGAUGCAGAGCAGCGGGGUCGUCCCGGUCGACAACGCCAUGUUCAAGCCCCUCCCGCCCUCGCUGGAGAUGGUCGACCCCAACACGCUGCUCCACUACACCAACGUCUUCGACGCCAUGCUCGACGCUGUGUACGUCGCCCUCAAGAACCUCAACGUCAGCGCCGGCAUCCCCGUGCUGGUCACCGAGACCGGGUGGCCGUCCUACGGGGACCGCAAGGAAGAACCCUACGCCAGCAAGGACAACGCCAACACCUACAACUCCAACCUCAUCAAGCACGUCACCGACAAGCCCGGGACGCCUAUGCGGCCCGGCGCACAGGCCAGCGUCUACAUCUACGAGCUCUUCAACGAGGACCUCCGGCCGGGGCCGGCGUCGGAGGCCAACUGGGGGCUCUUCCACGGCAACGGCACGCCGGUGUACCUGCUCCACGUGACCGGGAAGGACGGUUUCCUGGGGAACGAUACGACGGACCGGACGUUCUGCAUCGCGUCCGACGACGCCGACGAGAAGGCGGUGCAGGCUGCCAUGGACUGGGCAUGCGGCCCCGGCCGGUCUGAUUGCACGGCGAUACAGGCCGGGGAGGGGUGCUACCAGCCCAACGACGUGCGGAGUCACGCCUCGUUCGCCUUCAACACCUACUACCAGUCGCAGGGCAAGGCCGGCGGCUCCUGCUACUUCCAGGGCGCCGGCAUGGUCACCACCACCGAUCCCAGCCAUGAUAGCUGCAUCUUUGUUGGAAGUAAAUUGUAUAGCAACGUCACCAAAUCUGACGGUGCAAACACAACCACGACGCAAACAAGUGACGCUGCAGGAUCUGCUGUAUGGAAACUGAGAACAGGGAGGGAAAAAGGGUUCUUCUCCGUCCUCCGUUUGCUGCUGAGCUUGAUGGUGGUGGUUAUCAUGACGAAUUCAAACUUUUGGACAUAACAGGGACGUGUUAAUUGAAGAGAAUUAGAAUUUUUGGAAUGACAUAUUAGAGGUGUGGGCAGUGGUUGUAUGUUUAGUGAUUCUUUAUUGUUAGAUAAGCCUCAAUAAAUUAUUCUUAUUUCUUUCUUCGAGAUGCUUCAUAUGCUAAAAUUUCGAACAUCUCAAGACAUCCAUGAUACAAAGUGACCUGACUUGUCGCAAAUGUAUAUCACAAUCUUAUUUUUGCGAUGAAUGUAGUACAUCAUGUGUUAA
Molecule: messenger RNA, 2130 nt
Organism: Hordeum vulgare subsp. vulgare (domesticated barley)
Lineage: Eukaryota; Viridiplantae; Streptophyta; Magnoliopsida; Poales; Poaceae
Product: glucan endo-1,3-beta-glucosidase 1-like
Exons: 4
Coding region: 295-1878 (527 amino acids)
Biological process (GO): carbohydrate metabolic process
Cellular component (GO): plasma membrane
Molecular function (GO): hydrolase activity, hydrolyzing O-glycosyl compounds
Source: RefSeq, a predicted model, not a curated record